GAGAGUAUGCUUGGUCAGUAUGUGUGUGACGCUGCCUCAGUGUGUGUGUGUGUGAGUGCAGUGCCAAACGUGUUGUGUGCUAUCGUGUAUUAACGUGAACAAUAACACAGCUAUUUUUAGCAAACCAGCUCUUUAACAAGUUGCCGAUAUAUUUCGGCAAUAAACCGGGCCCAUUAGAGCGCAUUAGAUUACAGCCAUUCAUCUGCGUUCUCGUAUCGAUCCGCGUGAAUCCGCCUUGAUCCCCUCGAGAAUCCAGAGUAAUCCACGAACGGGAGGAUGCGCGCUGGAUCCGCCACGCUCCUGUUAAUGGCCGUUCUUUUAAUGGCGGAGGAAUGUCAGUUUGGCCUGGGCAUCGAGGAUUACAUCAUGAAGGAACAGGAUAUCAGGAGGCAAAUCCUUAGGAACUACGACCGAACGACGUUACCCGCCAGGAGGACUACAGUACGCCUCAGGAGGGUCACCAUCAAGCAUUUUGAUAUCGAUCCAGCUUCUCACACGCUGGCUAUCGACGCCUGGCUUAUAUACGAGUGGAUCGACCCCAGACUUCAGUUUGCUCCGGUUGACAAUAUUCAAAAGCUUUCUAUGUCACCGCGAGAUAUAUGGAUGCCAGACAUUUCCCUGUACAACGAGGCAAAAAUGGGCAACGUGAACCCCUUCGACGAUACCCUUACCCUCGUGUACCCAGACGGCCGGGUUCUCCACGCCCCUCCAGCGAAACUCCACACGUCCUGCGUCGCCGAUCUCACCUACUGGCCUCACGACACCCACAACUGUUCGGUCGUCUUGGGUUCCUGGGUACACCACGGCUACACCAUCAAUUUCAGAUUAUUGGAAAAAGAGCCGAAGAUCGACAUAUCGCAGCGGCUGACAGCUGACGGACGCAACAUUAGCCGCGGAGAGUGGGACCUGGUGUCAGCAUCCCUCAUUCGUAAGGAAAAUAAUUACGAAUGUUGUCCUGAGCCAUAUGUCUCCAUCUGGCUGACACUCACACUACAGCAUUAUGCACCAGCUUUUUUCUGGACAGUCAAGUUACCAGCUGUAGGUCUAACCCUCCUGACGCUGGUGCUGUUCCUGCUCCCUCCUGCCGCAGGGGAGAAGAUCACCCUUGGAGGAUUUUGUCUCGUCCUCGACCUCAUCUUCAUCGCUUACACCUCCGAUACGGUCGCGCACUCGCCUUCGCAUACGCCCCUUAUCGUGGAGAUGGUAUCCCAACAGCUGAUCUUGGUUAUCGUGUGUGUGGUGACGUCAGUCCUGGUGCUCCGGAUGGCCCACGACCCCCACAGUGCCGGCGUGCCCUCGGUCAUGAGAAGACCCCUAGCCAAACUAGCACCGCUUCUGUGUCUCAACAAUUAUAAUAACUUGGUCUCCGGAUUCCGACGCACGCUUCCCCAUUCCCUCAAGUCCGAGGAGGUGGAACUCGGCGCGGGCGGCAUGGGCGGCGUUAACAUUGGUGGCGUGAGUGUGGGCGGUAGUUCGACGGCCCUCUACCCCCACGAGACGACGAUCAGGAAUGAGUGGGUGUUCCUCGCAGCUGUGCUAGAUCGCCUCUGUUUUAUUCUCUUUGCCUUCAUCUGUCUUGUCAAUUUCAUAAGGUUCCAUGCCGUGUUGUGAGGUCUCUGUGCUUGUGAGGCUUAAAGCUCUUAAAAGGUCCCUCUCUCUCUCUCUCUCUCUCUCUCUCUCUCUCUCUCUCUCUCUCUCUCUCUCUCUCUCUCUCUCUCUCUCUCUCUCUCUCUCUCUCUCUCUCUCUCUUAUGUAUGUGUGGCGUUUUGUUCCAAUUUAAUGUGGUGUUAUAUGGGGUUAAAAUGCGUGCGGCCUGGUAUGCGAUGGAAGCCUCAGUUGUGCAGGGAGGAAUCUCUGCAUCGGGAGGUAUGUGGAUAGAAUCUGCGUUGUGGACUAGGAAAUGGAUUUUUAUUUGACGUGGUUUAAGAUGUCGAUGAUUGCCAUGUUAGUGAC
Molecule: messenger RNA, 1953 nt
Organism: Penaeus indicus
Lineage: Eukaryota; Metazoa; Arthropoda; Malacostraca; Decapoda; Penaeidae
Product: neuronal acetylcholine receptor subunit alpha-5-like
Exons: 10
Coding region: 277-1611 (444 amino acids)
Biological process (GO): nervous system process; chemical synaptic transmission; signal transduction
Cellular component (GO): neuron projection; plasma membrane; synapse
Molecular function (GO): transmitter-gated monoatomic ion channel activity involved in regulation of postsynaptic membrane potential; excitatory extracellular ligand-gated monoatomic ion channel activity; transmembrane signaling receptor activity
Source: RefSeq, a predicted model, not a curated record